Molecule: messenger RNA, 1482 nt
Organism: Cyanidioschyzon merolae strain 10D
Lineage: Eukaryota; Rhodophyta; Bangiophyceae; Cyanidiales; Cyanidiaceae
Exons: 1
Coding region: 1-1482 (493 amino acids)
Source: RefSeq, a predicted model, not a curated record
AUGGCGAAGAAUCAAGAGGCACCCGGGGUUGAUAUCGCUCCUAAAGAUGAAGACCUGGAAAUUCUGGAGAUGCGUGCAUGUCUUGAACUUCUCGGAAUACACAGGGAGUCCGAGGGGGAUCGGUACCAGGUGCUUCUGGAUCCCGAAGGUGUAGUUCUUCAGCCGCAGUCCCCGGCGGGAAUCAAAGGAGCAGAGGUCCUCUAUGAGGCUUUAUUAGAACGCUUACGAGCGUAUGAACGGGGUAAUUUUUACGUGACGGACUUGCUUAGCGGCGUGCGCUACAUCUUCGCGUUGCUUCGCCGCUCCGGUUUCCUGAGCAGCGAUCCUGUUCGGGUGGAAGUUCUGCUGCAGAACGUUCAGGCCUUUGCGGCUAGCGGCGGUCCAGAUCGUGAAGCGCGCCAGAAACAUGCGAGCGUUGCGCUCUCAGCCGCUGUGCUUCUAUUCAAUGCAAUUGGCAACGCACCAGCGGCGCCACGCUGGAACCUGCUCCGCAUCGAGACGCUGGCGGAGAUCCUGCGGUGCGCAACUGCAGCGGACAAGGCGGACCGAGUCAUCGCUUUCAUGUUAAAUCACGGCACCGACAUGAUCGAACGCUACUAUUCCUCGCGCAGUUCGGAGUAUCGUGCCGUUCUGGAGAACAAUGAUGCUGAAAAUGGGAUCCGCGAGGAUGGCGACUUUACAACCGCGCGUUGUGGAUACUACCGUGCUCUCUUCUACGCUUUGAAAGCCGCGGAGGAACAUGUUCGAUUCCGGACGGACAUCAUUGUCGACACCGAUUUCGAGACCCUUCUGAUUCAGACAGGAUGCAGAGCCUUGGAAGUGGCGGAGACGAGCAAACUGGUCCAAGAUUCUGAUCGUGAAGUUGCUGUAGAAAUUGUUUGUCGUGCACUGGCUGCGCCGAGUUUCACCAAGUUCGCUGAACUACUACGCCUGGAAACGAUUCAGGCCGACACGCAUAUGCGGUAUGCAUGUGAGGCACUAACGCUUUUGGACGAAUCCCUCUAUGAGAGCCUCUUGGCUGGCCACGGAAACGAGUCCGAGGUCACGGAAGCCGUACACAAACACAGGCAAAUGAUCGAAACCAAGCUUCGGGUGCUGCGGGUAUCGCGGGCUUGUGCCCGUGGUGAAUACGCUGCGGAAAAGCCUGAGAGGUCCAGCGAAGAACCAGCAUGCGAUUCGAAGAGUCAUCGCGGCGCGCGUAUUCUGCCGUAUGCAGCCUUAGCGAAACAUGUGGGUAUGACGGAGAGCGAUAUGAAUCUUGAUGAGGAGGUAGAGAAAUGGAUCAUAUUAGCAAUACAAUUUGGUGUUCUGAGAGCAAAGAUUGAUCAAGCGAAGAAAAUGAUUCGCAUCGAUUAUGCCUUUGAUCCAGAUUCGAGCACGAGCCGAGAAAGUUGGCAACUUGUAGCUGGUCGCCUAGAGCGACUCCGCCUCCAGAUAGCGCAAAUCGCAGACACCACGGAGUCGAUUUUGCUAGCACCGUAG